Molecule: messenger RNA, 326 nt
Organism: Trypanosoma grayi
Lineage: Eukaryota; Euglenozoa; Kinetoplastea; Trypanosomatida; Trypanosomatidae
Exons: 1
Source: RefSeq, a predicted model, not a curated record
GAGUCCUUGGAUUCCUCAGCACCUGCAGAGCCCACGGAGGACGACGACGAGUCCUUGGAUUCCUCAGCACUUGCAGAGCCCACAGAGGACGACGAGUCCUUGGAUUCCUCAGCACCUGCAGAGCCCACGGAGGACGACGAGUCCUUGGAUUCCUCAGCACCUGCAGAGCCCACGGAGGACGACGAAGAGUCCUUGGAUUCCUCAGCACUUGCAGAGCCCACGGAGGACGACGAAGAGUCCUUGGAUUCCUCAGCACCUGCAGAGCCCACGGAGGACGACGACGAGUCCUUGGAUUCCUCAGCACCCGCAGAGCCCACGGAGGACGA